AUGUCCGAGAAACAACCCCCUACCAUUGUCGAGGGCGCCACGACUGGCGACGUUGAGGACGAAAUCCCCGCCAACCAGGCCAAGUCCGCCGAAGACCGCAAGGCCGCUUCGGCUCUCGCCUCCCUCGAGGGUGGUGAUGACGCGCGAGGGAACGAUGUAGACGCAGAGGCUGCCAAGAAAGCUAUUGGUAGCCUCGGCGGCGAUCAGAAGAAGACCGGCGAGCCCGUUAAGAACGUCAAGGUCGAGGCUGCCGAUGUGGCGUUGCUGGUUGAGGAGCUCGAGGUCACGAAGCCUAGGGCGACGGAGCUGCUGAAGGCGAACGAGGGGGACGCCGUCAAGGCUAUGCGUGCGUUUGUCAGCGUUUGA
This is a messenger RNA of Verticillium nonalfalfae, 366 nucleotides long. RefSeq lists its product as uncharacterized. The transcript is spliced from 2 exons. NCBI's taxonomy places the organism in Eukaryota, Fungi, Ascomycota, Sordariomycetes, Glomerellales, Plectosphaerellaceae. Gene Ontology annotation, biological process: protein stabilization; negative regulation of apoptotic process. The record is from RefSeq and is a predicted model, not a curated record. The coding region runs from base 1 to 366 and encodes 121 amino acids.